UGCCGCAUGCUCACACACGCGCGCGCGCACACGGUCAUACACACAACACGUCUUCCAGCCCCAUCCCCUGCUGGCCGGCUCCCAGUGCCAGAGAGGGGCAGAGUGCUGAAGCGGCUGCAGGACGCAGCGCCCCGACCUCAGUUGCCAGGGAGAGACGGAGCCUGUGGCUGGUGAGGCUGCCGAGCAGGGCCAGGCCAGGCCCUGCCUGCAGGGACGCCCAAGCCCUUCUCCAGCCCCUGCGCCUGGGAGCCCACCAGGCUCUCCUGCCGACCCCGCCAUGACUUCAGAGCCCACGUCGCCCCCAGUCGUGCCCCCGCUCCACUCCCCCAAGUCCCCUGUCUGGCCCACCUUCCCCUUCCACCGGGAGGGCAGCAGGGUCUGGGAGCGGGGCGGUGUCUCAACUCGGGACCUGCCCAGUCCUCUGCCCACCAAACGGACCAGGACAUACUCAGCGACAGCCCGGGCCUCGGCCGGCCCCGUGUUCAAGGGCGUCUGCAAGCAGUUCUCACGCUCACAGGGCCACGGCUUCAUCACCCCUGAGAAUGGGUCUGAGGACAUCUUUGUGCACGUAUCUGACAUCGAGGGGGAGUACGUGCCAGUGGAGGGCGAUGAGGUGACCUACAAGAUGUGCCCCAUCCCGCCCAAGAACCAGAAGUUCCAGGCUGUGGAGGUGGUGCUCACCCAGUUGGCCCCACACACUCCCCAUGAGACGUGGUCUGGCCAGGUCGUGGGCUCCUAGGCUGGGUGGCUCCCGUACCAACUGCCUGGGGGGUGGGGGCCGCACAGGGUAGAUGGGCAGCAGCCGGCUCCGUGCCCCACUGCACUGGCUGAUCCAGUGCCCCGGGCGGCCUCAGUGUACACGUCUGUCUGUCUGUCGUGCUUGUGGCCGUUGAGUGUGUACCUCCGUUUCCCAAUGACUGUUGUGUGAGUGGGAUGGUGCCUUCUGUCCACCCUCCCCCGACUUCCCUCCCUACCACACAUGCACAGCACCUCUCCCCUCCUGCCCAUCUGCCUCCGAGCCUCUGAGGGCGUGUGUCAGGGAGGCCUGGCCCCCAUCCUGGGCUGGGGUUUCCCACUGGCACCUGGACCUCUCCCCUAAGAAGACAGACCAAUGAGCCCUUCGGGGACCCUGCCAGCCUCUGGAAGGGGAAGGGGAUGAAAUGUGGGGGCGGACAGGCCCUCACUGCUCUGGCCCGGCCUGCCUUCCUGCGCUCCCUUCGGUGCACUGGAGAGGCAAGAAAGGGACCCAAGGGCAGAAGGUGGUUUGGGAGUUUCUGUUUUGCAAGCCAUGUUUUGCUGCAGCCUGGCAACGGCUCUAUGAACCCCAAACUGGGGCCCUGUCCCCUCCUGUGGGCUACGCUGAGCAGUGUUGCCUCCGCUUCCCCUGAGGAGUCUGCUGAAGGGUGGGGGCACGUCUCGCCCAGCUUGGGUGGAGACACCACCUCCGCCGAAUCACACACCUCACGGAUGCUCUGCCUGUGCCCAGCCACCACGGCUGCCGAGGGCCUGGCGAUGGAUGGCAGCAGGUCCCCUCAGGCAGGGCCAGGCACAGGCACCCACAAGGAUGGCCCCCAGCCUGGAAGACCACCAGCCUUGCAGCCCCUUUGCUGGACCCUCUUCCCAAAGCUGCAGGACGGGGGUCCUGCUGGCCCCCAGUAGCCAGUGGCUGAGGUGUGGUCCCCAUCCUGUCCAUCCCUUACAAUGCGUGUGUGUGUAUAUGUAUGUGUGUGUGUUCAUUUGCUCUUGGCAGGGGGUUGGCCUGGCCUGGGAGGCUAGGGAGGAGAGGCUUUGCCUCCAUCCCCAUCACCACUACACUCCCUUCCAGAGUGCAUCACUGACAGGAGUAGAAAUGGGGUUCAAGGGAGGGCCUGCCAGGGACAAUGACCCUUAUGAGACCCAGUCUGUGAGUAAAAUGGGGCUCAAAUGCCCAGAAUGAAGAGGGUCGGUGACUGUCUGGGAAGACGGCCCCCAGUGCUGUAAGUGCCCUGCAGCCUCAGGGUUUAGAGCAGCUGGGGUGUGAGCAACAUCCCCUACCCCUGGUCCCCACCACACAGAGGCUGGGUGCCCACUGCUGAGUGGUGCUGGCCAGGCCCCCCAAAUUGAGAAUGGCCCAUCCCAUCUGAUACCCCACUCUGAGCUGGGGCUACUCUGGCAAGGCCUGAGGCCUUUCCAUGUAGAACAAAGACUCUGACCUCUUAGUGGAAGGUUUACUGGUGCAGGUUAACUCCUGGGAGCAGACCCCUGCCUUCUAGGCACAAGCCAGGACGCAGGAUGCGGUAACACCAGCCCUGGGGCUUCCUGGGGUGGCAGAGGGGCAGCAGUGCCCCUCCCCAAUCACAGCCUUGCGGUGUCCAGCCAGAAACCCUCCUGAGACCCCCGGCCACUUGGAUGCCCCCCAUACUUCCUAACACUGGCAAUAAACCCUCAACUGUGAUGCA
Manis pentadactyla (Chinese pangolin) is the source of this 2438-nucleotide messenger RNA. RefSeq names its product cold shock domain containing C2 (gene CSDC2). The coding region runs from base 278 to 739 and encodes 153 amino acids. Gene Ontology annotation, molecular function: mRNA 3'-UTR binding. NCBI's taxonomy places the organism in Eukaryota, Metazoa, Chordata, Mammalia, Pholidota, Manidae. The transcript is spliced from 4 exons. The record is from RefSeq and is a predicted model, not a curated record. Gene Ontology annotation, cellular component: cytoplasm. Gene Ontology annotation, biological process: regulation of mRNA stability.